AUGUCGAUGAUUGGUGGAGGUAGCACUGGAGGUGGAAGCUCUGUUCGUUCCCCAUCUAGCUGGAAUCGGAGUAGAACGCAAACGAAGAGCAGAAGAUCGGCGCCGCCAGAAUGGUGCGGCUGUGGCUGUAGGCCAGUUCUCAGAUGGUCUGGCACAGAUUCGAAUCCGAACAAACCGUUCUAUGGCUGCCCCAAUUAUAAUACAAGUGGGAAGAGAUGGUGCGGGCUUUUUGUGUGGGCAGAUUCUGUGAAUGAGGAACAGGUUGAAAAGUCAGAAUCGUGUGGUGAUGAAGUGAAGAUCAACGUUGAUUGGAGGCUUCGAAGGUUGGAGGAGGAUGUCCAGAUGCAAAAAGUGAUGACCCAGUUGUUAGUGUUAGGUGUGUGUGUAUUGACAGUGUUGUUGGUGAUCCUGUAUUGUAAAUGAUGAAUGAAUUGGUGGUUUUGGGUUCCUUGUUAUC
Arachis ipaensis is the source of this 457-nucleotide messenger RNA. NCBI's taxonomy places the organism in Eukaryota, Viridiplantae, Streptophyta, Magnoliopsida, Fabales, Fabaceae. The record is from RefSeq and is a predicted model, not a curated record.